Messenger RNA from Kazachstania africana CBS 2517, 1872 nucleotides. It is a transcript of the gene IME2, whose product is annotated as protein kinase IME2. Gene Ontology annotation, molecular function: protein serine/threonine kinase activity; ATP binding. The record is from RefSeq and is a predicted model, not a curated record. Gene Ontology annotation, biological process: protein phosphorylation; intracellular signal transduction. The transcript has a single exon. Bases 1 to 1872 code for a protein of 623 amino acids. Gene Ontology annotation, cellular component: nucleus; cytoplasm. Lineage: Eukaryota; Fungi; Ascomycota; Saccharomycetes; Saccharomycetales; Saccharomycetaceae.
AUGAAAGAUUUUAAAAAUUCUUCAAAACCAGUCACUCCACCAGAUCUGAAUAACCCCCCAUCAAAUAUACCUUUAAGAUCAAUUUCAGAUAGGUACAAUGUCAUUGAAGAAAUUGGUACGGGUUCAUUCGGUUGUGUCACUCUGGCAAAAUCAAAAUUUGAUAUGAAUUCCUUGGAUCAAUUCAUGAAUUGUCAUAACUUAUUGAAUAAUUCAACAUUUAAAAAUAACUAUAUGACAAAAUCACAGAAUUUAGUCGCAAUAAAGACAAUGAUGACAAGAUUAUCAACUUUACAUGACUAUACAAGAGUUAGAGAAGUUAAAUUUAUUUUAUCUGUUUCAGCAAAUAAACAUUUAAUUCAAAUCUUUGAAAUGUUUAUUGAUAAUACGAAUUUUCAUCUACAUAUUAUAAUGGAAUGUAUGGAACAAAAUCUUUAUCAAAUGAUGAGACAUAGAAGAAGAAGAUUUUUUUCAAUUCCAUCAUUAAAAUCAAUCUUAGCACAAAUUUUAGCUGGUAUCAUCCACAUUCAUAAUGAAGGGUUCUUCCAUAGGGAUUUAAAACCGGAAAAUAUACUUGUAUCACCAAGCUCAAGAUAUUUUGAUAAAGACUGGCUUUCGAAAGGUUAUUAUCAUGAUAAUUACGUUGUUAAAUUGGCAGAUUUUGGACUGGCAAGAAAUAUAAAUAAUCCAAAUCCGUAUACUGAAUACGUAUCAACUCGUUGGUAUAGAUCUCCAGAAAUUUUAUUAAGAAACGGUUAUUAUUCGAAACCAUUGGAUAUUUGGGCAUUUGGUUGUGUUGCACUAGAGGUAACAAUAUUUAAACCUUUAUUCCCAGGCUCUAAUGAAAUUGAUCAAAUUUGGAAAAUUUUACAGGUACUGGGUACACCACAUAAAGUAAUUGAGAAUACAAAGACCCAUUAUUCACCGCAUGGUGGAUUUUGGGAACAAUCUAAAAAAUUGGCUAACAAUUUGAAUCUAAAAUUUCCUUACAUUGAAGGUGUCUCCAUAAAUUCAUUCAUAUCAAGUAACCAAUUGAAUGAUUUAAUUCAAGUCAUUGAAAAUUGUCUUAAAUGGGAUCCAGAAAAUAGAGCCACUGCAGUACAAUUAUCUAAGAUGGAUUUUUUCAAAGCUACUGUGGUACAGCAGGAACAAGAAGAAAAUUCACUAUCAAAUACCGAACAAGCAAUGCUUUUUGCAGGUAUUAAUACUGAUAGAAAUAAUAAUAAUAAUAAUAGUAAUAAUAACAUUAACAAUAAUAAUCAUACAAAGCCACACGAAAUACUGUUUAAUGAUAAGAAUAUCUUCAGAAACACUAGCGUUAACACAGAUUCAGAAAAAUUAACUCUUAAUGAAUUUCUUACCAUUGAAAAGGAUGAAGAUAUAGUGGAAGAGUUAGAAACUGAUUCUUCAUACAGUGAUGAUAUCGAAAAGAGUCUAUCAUUUUAUCAAUUACCAAAAGAUUUGCCAAUUUUACCGGAUAAUUUAACGACUACAACGAAUCACGAUAGUUUAACAAAUAUAAAGAAUCUUUCAAACGAAAUUGAAAUCCUUACAAAGGAUAAUAAUUCAGAAAUGUUUGCAGAUUGUAUCUUUAAACCAACAACGACCACAAUAUUUGAAGAACCAUGUGAAGUACAACAGGGACAAUUUAUUAAUAUAAUAGGUAACGAACAAGGACAUCAUCAUGAUAGUGGUGAUGAUGAAGAAGAAGAGGAAGAAGACGACGUAAUGACAAAUACUUGCAAUUACAUGCACUAUUCUGGUAAUUUCAUGGAAGAUACAAUACCAAGAAAUUUUAAAGAUGAUGAUACGACCACUCAACAAUUAAAAAAUAAAAUUGAAUCAAAUCAAUUUUUCAGUAAUAUUACUUUUUAG